AUGAGCAAAGCUAAGAACAAACCAGAAAAAGAAAAGACAGAAAAGGCCCUGGCCGCGGAAAAGGAGCAAUUCAACAAGCAACAGCUCCAGAGCAUCACUAAAAUAGUCACUUCUGCUGAAGUUUCACCAAAAGAGAAAUAUGUGCGCAACAUCAUUUUGGGGACUCAUAAGGAAUCAGGAGCAACAACCUUCUGGUCCUACACGUCCAACUUACCUUUGUCGAGUAACUCUCUGGUCAGCUGGAAGUUCUGCUAUCUUCUGCACAAGGUGCUCAGGGACGGACACAGAAAUAGUGUAGUGGACUCCGGCAGACAUACCAGAGAAGUGAAAGACAUGGGUGCGCUUUGGGGAAACUUACACGAUCGAUACGGACAUAUUGUGGCUUUAUAUGCCAAAUUUCUAUUCCUCAAAAUGGAAUUUCAUACUAAGUACAAAAUGAUUCCAGGAAACUUGGAGGCCAGUGAUGAAACGUUGGAGAGGCAAUCAGGAAGUGACAUGACCAAAGUAUUAGAUAUGACCAAUGAUCUGUUGGAGUACCUUGACGCUGCUCUUAAAAUGGAAGAUACAGUCCUGCGUCAGUUUGAUGCAAAUGGAGCCAAAUCCACAACUGCUUCUGGUCAGUGUCGGCUGACUCCUUUGAUCCCACUUAUCCUGGACUGCAGCUUUCUGUACCAUUUCUCAGUUUUGUUGAUGUUCAAACUUCACAGCCGCAUUGCUCCUGAUAUUCUUCUGGGGCAUAGAGAGCGAUUCCGUGAUAUGUUCAUGAGCUUGAAACAGUUUUUCAACCGAGCAAGAGAGACAGAGUUCUUUAAAACUUUUAUUCAAAUUCCAGACCUUCCUGAUGAGCCCCCAAACUUCCUCCGCGCAGCUGCUCUGGGAGAAUAUAAGAAACCAGUGGUGCUCACACCUGGAGAAGAGCACCCAGAGGAGGAGGAAGAGGAGCAGCGGCAGCCGGAGUACAAGGAGAUGCCACAAUACUUUUUACUAAGCCAAAUGGGAAUGCCUGAAGCCCCAGUGGAGCCCAAAGACUCUCAUAAUGACAUGACUAGAGAAGCCAUCAAACCCAUCAAACCCAUCAAACCAGAGAUACAGCACUUCAAUUCUGAGGCCCAAAGGUGUGUAGUGGAAUUAAAGACGCAAGUAAAUCAUCUGGCAUCUGAGCUGGAAGAGCAGCGAGCACACAAACAGAUGGCUAUGAUGGAAAAUGAACACCUGCGGAUGGAAGUGGAAGCUUUACGAAGUACUAAUGUGGCCAAUGUCGGAGCACAGAUUGGAUUUAAAGAGGCUGACAGUAGAGCGCAUAAUGCAGAGCUCAGAUUUACACAACUUAAGGAGAGACAUGCUGAGCUCGUGACCAGUCACGCUGAUCUCUUGAAGAAGAAUUCCGAAAUGGUUAAAGUAUUGUCUUUUACAAAACAAGACUACGAUGAUAUUACAAAUGCAAAAAAACUACUAGAAAAUGAAGUUGAAAAUUUGCGCCUGGAAAAGGGAACAAUGAUGAGUACACAACAAGCACAAGUUGACAAUCUCAAUAGAGAAUUAAUGGAACAAAGGGCAGAAAUGGCUCUUCUACGAAGCACUCUGGAUAAUAAAGAAAAGGAGGGCUCUCUGGUGAGCACUAGUUUGGCAGCUCUUCAGGCAGAGCGUGAUGUCUUAUUACGUUCAGUGAGAGAGAAUGAAUCUGAAGUUUCCUCCUUGAAACAAGAAUUACAACGACAGCAGAGCACAGUCGACCUGGAGAGGGACCGACUCCUCAGAGAGAUCGAGUCCCUGAAAGCCCAGCUCCAGCAACAGCUUGCCAUUAAUGCUCAGCAGAAAUUGGAGAUUGACAGACUGAAACAAGAACUGGACUCCACACGUGCACAGCUUUCACAAGCAAAUUCUGCUCUGCAAAGCAAAGAAAUGUUUGGUACCCAAUUGAAUGGUACUUUAUCUGGUCUGCAAGCUGAAAAGGAAACACUGCUUCGCUCCGUGAGAGAGCAAGAAGCAGAGUUGGCAUCAUUAAGACAACAGGCACAACUCCAUCAUGGUACGAUGCAACAAGAAAGACAGCGGAGUAUGGUGGAAGUGAGCAGCCUCCAGGCCCAGAUACAGCAGCAGGCCUGUCGCGAAGGUGAACUCACUCAGAAAUUGCAAGACGAGCAGUUUUGUUUGCUACAAUGUGCCGUGGUGGAGGCUGAAGGCAUCAUAUUGGACGCAUUGGCCAAAGUGGACGACCCCAUACAUCUGCGCUGCAUCAGCUCUCCUGAUUACUUGAUAAACCGAGCUCAGACCACUCUGGGUUCCAUUGACAAAAUGCAGCAGAGCCAUAUUGUUUAUCUGGGAAACAGAAAUGAUGCGAGCGGUCUCUUGAGAGCCGUAACACAAUUUUCUCAUCUUGCGGCAGACACCAUUGUUAAUGGAGCAGCGACAUCUCAUUCUGCUCCUACUGACCACGCUGACUACCUCACCUCGAGCUGCCGGGAAUGUGCCACUCACUGCCUUAACUUUCUGAAGGACAUGAAAAAUCAAUCUACUUUGCAGAGGGCAGAUUCUGCAUCAAUACGCUACACCGUGCAGCGACUUAUAGACAUAGGAAAUGAUUUACGUCCAAAAGGGCAGGAUGUCUUACAGGGAGAACUGGGAAACAUGGUGGAUAAAGAAAUGCUUGCGACAUCGACUGCCAUUGAAGAGGCUGUGUUACGAAUGGAUGAAAUCCUUAAUCAAGCCAAGAAAGAGACAACUGGUGUUAAGCUGGAGGUCAAUCAGAGUAUUAUUGGAUCUUGUUCAGACCUAAUGAGGGCUGUUCAUAUGCUUGUAACUGCAUCUACAGAUUUACAGAAAGAUAUUGUGGAAGGGGGCAGAGGCGCCGCGUCUGUUACAGAUUUUUAUGCCAGAAACUCUCGCUGGACUGAAGGCCUGAUUUCUGCCUCCAAAGCUGUGGGCUGGGGAGCCACUCAGCUGCUAGAGUCAGCAGACAGAGUUGUCGGAGAGAAUGGCACCUACGAGGAGCUGAUUGCUUCUUCCCAUGAAAUUGCCGGAAGCACGGCACAGUUAGUUGCUGCUUCAAAGGUGAAAGCUGAUCGAAACAACAAGAAACUCCACACUCUUCAGCAAGCAUCACGGCAUGUUAAUGACAUGGCUGCUGUUGUGGUCACCUCUACCAAACACGGCCAAAGACAGAUCAGUGACAAAGGUGUGAUGGACUUUUCGGGAAUGUCUUUGAUUAAACUGAAGAGAGAAGAAAUGGAGGCUCAGGUCAAGGUGCUGCAGCUCGAGAAUGAGUUGGAGCAGGAGCGCGUGCGUUUGGGGGAGCUGAGGAAAAGACACUACAAUCUCGGAGUGAGUUCAGAGGAGGAGGGCUUCCCACCACCGCCCCCUCCGACUUUACUGGACCCUGCGCCUCAGCCCCAUCUCAACACCGCCAGCUCUGCACCAACCAAUCCUUUCACAGUGACGGCACCUACUCCGACAACGUUUUUGUCGCAGCCCUACACACCCACACAAACUCCCUCCACUGCGUACAAUCAGGCCCAGAGUUUCAAUCCUUCUCCUUCUCCGGCCUUCACCUCGUCUCAGCCCUAUGUCCCGUCUCCGGCUUUCACCCCAGCGCAGCCAUUUGUACCGUCUCAGCCCUACGUCCCGUCUCAGCCCUAUGUCCCGUCUCAGUCAUAUGUCCCGUCUCAGUCAUAUGUCCCACCUUCGCCGCAGGUGCCGUCUCAACACUACACUCCAGAUCAAUUGUACACACCCUCUCAGAUGUACACUCCAGCUCCAGCUCCAAAACCCCAAACCCAACCAUUGUCAUCACAGAAUGCGGUACAGAGCGGCAGGGACAGCGCCAGACAUAGAAAACCAAAUAUCUUCACCAAAUCUGGGAACUUGCUGAAAAAUGCUUUCAAAAAAGGUGAACCUGGAACUGGAGAAGCAUCAGGCAAUCACUCUUAA
Knipowitschia caucasica is the source of this 3927-nucleotide messenger RNA. The record is from the annotation of a GenBank genome assembly. Lineage: Eukaryota; Metazoa; Chordata; Actinopteri; Gobiiformes; Gobiidae.